Messenger RNA from Drosophila montana, 3332 nucleotides. It is a transcript of the gene vg, whose product is annotated as vestigial. Gene Ontology annotation, cellular component: nucleus. The record is from RefSeq and is a predicted model, not a curated record. The coding region runs from base 2403 to 3251 and encodes 282 amino acids. Gene Ontology annotation, biological process: regulation of transcription by RNA polymerase II. Lineage: Eukaryota; Metazoa; Arthropoda; Insecta; Diptera; Drosophilidae. The transcript has 5 exons.
UUCAGUCUCAAUCAGAUUAUUAUCAGUACGCAAGUACGUAUACGUCACGUUGUGUCCAACUGGAACACUGUUGACACAGUUGGCAAAUACUUUUCGGUCAAACAAAAGGACGAAUACAAAUUCCUUUCAAUCUGUGUGCGUGUACGUGUUGCACAGCAACUGUGCGUGGCUUCUGCUAUCGGCAAACGAACUUUAAAAUCAGACAACAGAGCGACAAGCAGAGUAGAGAGCCGAGAGCCAUAACAGAACAGAACAGUGGAAAAGAGAGGAGAACAGGGCAGGAGCAAAUAUUUGCUGAUGCACGAGUACGAGUCCGUCUACUUCAAGACACAAUUGAGACGCACUCCAUUUUAUUUUCACACCGCGGCAUCGUUUGUUCAGACACCGUGCACCAAUACUAACAACAACAGCAACAGCAACAACAACAACAACCAAUGCACGUUAAUGGCACAGGAACGAACACACACACACAUUGGCAAAGUGGGCGGUGCUGAGUGCUGGCGCACAGCACACAGCAUUUGUCUCGCUCUGGUUCAUUCAUGCGACGGCAGCGGAAAGUGAGAUGGCAAGUGCUCAAAAUGCCAUUUUGUUUGCGCUUCUGCUGCGCCGCUGCUGCUGUCGCGACUGCAUGCAUCGAACAAACGCCAGCAGCAGGCAGCCAGUUUGUUUUCUCCCUUCCAAUCGAGCGGCAGCGGCGGUUCCGCAUCGCCUUACGCUCGCGUCAUUCUACGCGCCCUCUCAGACCCAGUCAAUGUGAGCGAUCGCAGCAAAUGCAGUUCAAUUUGAGUGCAAUUAAAAGAUUUAUUCGCCGUCGCCGUCGUCGAUGCGCUUCCACCUUCACUUUAAGCUCAACUGAUGCUGCAUACAUAACGUAAACUAAUGUGAAUGCGAGCAUCGGUCGUCUCCGUCUCCGUCUCAGUUGCGGUUCCCGUUGCCGUCGCCGUCGCCGUUGUUGUCAUCGCUGCCGCCGCCGUCGCCUUUGCCGCGCUGCCAACUCGCAAGAAUUUAUGGAAUUUGGCAUUUGUGGAUUUAGCGAAAAUAUUUUCAUUGAGUGCGCGAGCAAAUGUUUUUGUGUACGCUUCGUUUUCAGAUCUCGCCCGCGUUCCCGUUAACGUUCCCGCACCCCGUGCAAUCAUAAAAGCAGCGUUAAAAUCUUAAAAAUUCACGUGAAAAUUCCGGUGCUUAUAAAUUUAAUUACUAUUUAAAUUAACUGCAAGCAAUACGCAAAACGCGAGUGUUUACGACGGCAUUAAUCCGUCACUGUCUGUGGAAAUUUACCCAUACCCAUAUGUGAAUCACAAAGCCAAGUGUUUUCUUUAUACAGUACCCAUACAAAUUAAAGUAUAUAUGCUUAUGGAUAAAGUGCAUAAAUCAGAUAAAACUCACACCAAUUCACAGAUCAGAACAUUAAUUGGAUUAUAAAAUUUAACUUUUUGACUCCUUGCAAUUUUUCAACGGAAACUCGGACAAGGGAACGGCCCCAUAAUGGAUGCCAGGAAAGCAACAACAAUGAUAACAAUAGCAACUACCAACAACAACAACAGCAACAACAACAAAAACAAAAUCAACUAACAGCAGUCAAGAAUGUGGAAAUGAUAAUUGCAAUCGCCUGCGCAUAGAAGCAAAGCAAAGCGGCUGAAGAAAGUUGAAGAGCAAAAAAAACGCAAGGAAAAUUCAUAGAAAGCAGCAAAAAGAAAAACGCUAAAGAAAAACAACGCACAACAACGCUUUAACAAGAUCGAGAGAAAAAAAAAACAAACAAAAACAUAAAGACGAAAAGUAAUUAAAGCUCUUGAUACAAACGCGAUGGUGUUUUACAAUAUGUAAAUAUAAUUAGCCGAACGGAGUUUUCAUUCCUGGAAUUCGCCAUUGCCAAACGAAGUCAGCGGCAAAUACAAACACAAACUCAAACACAAACACAAUAACAAAACACGCUACUGCAACUUCAGUCCGAGCCGGUUUUAUAAUUACUCCACUUUACUCCACUGGCCGGCAGUUGAGUUUAGCUACUUUUUUUUUCUAUAUAUAUAAGUAUAUCAUUUUUGUCGGCCUAGAGCCAGAGCCAGAGCCAGGCCCAGGCCGGGGCUGAGGCCUAGGCGCAGGCGCGGCCAUUGCAACUGCUGCAGGCGGCUAAAAAAGCGAUUCCAAAAACAGAAAACAGAAAACAGAAAACGGAAAACGAAAAACUGAAUACGGCCAACGGCAAUUGGAAAAGGCGCUGCGAGCGCUGAAAAUUUGUGGAAAAGCUCACGGAAAACUGUGAUUACUGUGAUUACUGUGCGCGCGUGUGAGUGUGUGCGUGCGUGUAUGUACGUGUGCUACAAUCGUUGGAAUACAUCGAAGUGAACAAAUUUCAAUCGACAGAUCGGGAUUUGAGUGCGACUGCAACUGCAACUGCGACGAUGGCAGUGUCCUGCCCAGAAGUAAUGUACGGUGCCUAUUAUCCAUAUCUGUAUGGGCGCGCAGGACCUAGUCGUUCAUUUUAUCAAUAUGAGAGGUUCAACCAGGAUCUGUACUCGUCCUCGGGCGUGCAGCUGGCCGCCUCGUCGAGCGCCUCUGGCAGCUCGCAUUCGCCCUGCAGCCCCAUCCUGCCGCCCUCGGUGAGCGCCAAUGCAGCCGCAGCGGCCGUUGCCGCCGCCCACAACUCAGCGGCCGCAGCCGUUGCGGCGGUGGCCAAUCAAGCCUCCUCCUCCGGCUUGCAGCUCGGCCCAGUCGGCGGCGGCGUUGGCGGCGGACCUGCCAGCGGAUUACUUGGCUCCAAUCUGCCCAUCGGCAGCAGCGCCGCCAGCGCCGGCCUUGGCAUGAGUCCCGUGCUAAGCGGCGCCGGACCCGGCCACGGCAUCCACAGCCGGACACAUCAAACCAAAGAAGAAGAUCUCAUCGUGCCGCGCAGCGAAGCUGAAGCGCGUCUGGUGGGCUCCCAACAGCAUCAUCACAAUGAAUCAUCCUGCUCCUCUGGCCCAGACUCGCCGCGGCAUCCGCACGCGCACCCGCAUUCGCUGCACGGAACGGGGGGAGGUUCCUCGGCGGGCGUCGGCCCAGCCACGGGCGCCAUGUCCAAGGAGCUGCCACUGGACACCAGCAGCAGCAGCGGCGGCGUCGCCGGCGGCGGCGGCAGUCAAGGACGCGCUCAGUAUCUGUCGGCCACCUGCGUUGUAUUCACCAACUACUCGGGCGACACGGCCAGCGUUGUGGACGAGCAUUUCUCUCGGGCGCUCAACUACAGCAAUAAGGAAGCAAAAGGUAGAUAGCAGCAGCCCCAUGUCGAGUCGCAAUUUCCCACCAUCGUUCUGGAACAGCAAUUACGUGCAUCCCAUACCCGCCCCCACACA